CCACGGCUACCAACACUAUCUAUCCACUUGUCGCAACCUUCGUCAGUCCUGAACUCCACAAGCAGACUGCUUCUUCACCACUUCAUCACCGAGGCAUCCAAAAUCUCAAGCUCUGCCUAUAUUCGAGAUCAAAUAUGUCGAACCAUUUUGCCCAUGACCCACCAAUCCGAGUCGUUAUUGUACGCAACUAUGGCAUUCUCGUCUCUGCACCGCUACACAUUGCUGAACGAACUCCCGAACCGAUUUCUACCGGAAGACCUCGUCGCCAGCCUGAUCGCCUCUAGCAUGCGGUGUCUUCGUCGAGACCUUGAGAUACCGGGUUACCCCGUCCAGCCUCUCCUCCAUACCAUCCGGACGUUAUGCCAUUGCGAGAUAUUCUCCGGGCGGGCCAAUUCCUCGUGGAGAGUUCAUGUGAACGGAGCAGGGGCCAUGUUUGCUCAACUUGCAUCGAGGAGAGACCUAGAUGAAUCAGAGUACAGCUUCUGGCUCUGGUCCCGGUGGUUCUGGUCAAUACAGGCACUAUCGGCUGUUACCGACAUCGGUACCCUGUCUGCUCUAACCUCUUCGGAGUCGACGGCCCAAGAAUGCAACGAAAGUUACUUUUUCGACACGUACACCGGAUACUCCUCGGAUCUUAACCCGAUGCUAAUGGAGAUUGGCUCUAUGGUGCAUCAAGAGGCAUCUAGUGAGAGCGGUGAUGGUUUUGAUAUUCCGAUAGACGACUUUCAAAGACAGGAAAAAGCCAAUAUACUUGAAUGCUCGAUUAAGCGCAUGAUAGCUCGUGAUAAGGAUAGGGGGCUCAAACUUCCGGACCACGUUUCCCUGAGCCCAGAGACGACUCGCCAGUUUCAGGCUUCUAAUACUGCAUACCAAUACUCAAGUCUGUUACACCUUUACAAGCGAGUGAAAGGACUUCCCACGUUGAGUCCAGUGGUUCAAUGCUGCGUAAGAGCAAUUUUGGACUCUGUAUCUUCAAUUAUUCCCGUCACGACACUUUCUCCGUGGAUACUGCUUACCACCCCGAUUUAUACUGCAGGUGCUGACGACUCGAUUCUUAGCUGCGAGGCCAUGGGACAAGACAGGCAGCUGGUCAGAGAGCUUCUUCAAGAGCUUUACUUCAACCUUCACAUUCGCAACAUUCUUAGGGCAUUGGAAAUACUCGAGCAACGAUGGGAAGAUCUCGACAACUCCAGUAGUCUUCUUCUGGGUUCCCUCCGGAGUUGUAAGGCUGAAGUGGACAAGGCAGAGGGGCUUGACUUCAUACCAUACUGA
Messenger RNA from Penicillium argentinense, 1272 nucleotides. RefSeq lists its product as uncharacterized. The transcript has 2 exons. Gene Ontology annotation, cellular component: nucleus. Lineage: Eukaryota; Fungi; Ascomycota; Eurotiomycetes; Eurotiales; Aspergillaceae. Gene Ontology annotation, molecular function: DNA-binding transcription factor activity; transcription cis-regulatory region binding. The annotation marks the transcript as partial. Gene Ontology annotation, biological process: positive regulation of transcription by RNA polymerase II. The record is from RefSeq and is a predicted model, not a curated record.